Molecule: messenger RNA, 1671 nt
Organism: Penicillium malachiteum
Lineage: Eukaryota; Fungi; Ascomycota; Eurotiomycetes; Eurotiales; Aspergillaceae
Exons: 2
Coding region: 1-1671 (556 amino acids)
Source: RefSeq, a predicted model, not a curated record
AUGUGCCUGACCGCCCCCUCGUCUUUUGACUCUGUUGACUCCCCAGAUCCUGGAAAUGAGUUGGCCGCGAUCUCGAGAUCCGACCCUGGUAGCUCUGAUGCGAUGUCUUGGGGAACACUGAUCAAUCCGGACAAGAGUCCUGCCCCAUUACUGGAACAGCUAUGUCUCGGAAUUGCGACCCAGUUGAUGCCAUCGUUUGAUGCUAGUGGCACAACAGAAAUCACUCCCAAUCGUAUCGCAACCUUCUAUCGUAAGGUCGGCGGAAACUAUGAUGCAUUGUUUCUCGGUACUAAGGCACAGGCGCUGUCUUUUAUUUACCAAUCGCUUGGCUGCUUCCACAGUCUUCAACCAUCACCAAACCCAUACGAAUCGCCAUGUAUUCCAUCAUUGCUCCCGACUGGCUUUGUGCGCUGGCAAACAAUCCAGUUAUUAAUGGACCCAGAUGAGCACAGCCAAUAUCUCCAAAAUGCAGUCGAAAUGUGGGAUAUUGUGGAUGCAAAAGGCGACAUCUUUCCGAAAGACCUUCCAAGAGAUGCAUUUCCCGCUGAGCCCGAUGCAGAAAUGCUACAGUGGCAUGAAACUGUGAGCAAACGACUUGAGCAGGACUAUGAGAAGUGUCAGCGCCAGCGUCAGCGUGGAUCACCGCCCAAUUUCACGGGGUAUCAUUAUCGAUUUAGCGGGAAGGACCCGUUGCCGGAUGAAGAAGAGUUCUUUUCAUCAGCUCCACGCCGGUCGGGAUCUCGACACCAAAGCCAUUUCGAUACAGAGAAACCUAGUCACAGGCGUCAUCACAAUUGCCGACCGAGUGAAGAACGUCCCAGCUAUCACGGUCGCAGACCAGAUCCAGCAUUCUUUGCCCGACCAGAUGGAGGCCGAUCGGGAAUGUCAUCUCCGCGAGGUCCUUCACCAUCUUCACGAAUGGAUCAUAAUGGCCGAUCGAGAGGCCGAGACCGACCAUUCUGGCACGGUCGCAGAUUGAGUCGAGACAGGAAUGAGCCGCAGGAGUCUGAAUCUGAAUCUGACUCUGAUGACACUAUUCACGAGGAUGAACGCGAGCCCCCACCACCACCUAGACAACAUUCCCGCCGCCACAAUCUAUCACCUCCGACACCCUCUAGCGCUCGCCGACACUCACAUGACGCGUAUAAGCGUAAACCAGCCCGCGAUCUGUCUCCGCAUGCACCACGAAGAAGCCAUCGGGGCUACGAGUAUGAACAUCCGAUGUCCAGAACGCACAAAUCACAUUCUGAUGGUGCCACCAGAAACCACCAUGGCCACCACAGUGAUGAUCACUCUCACUCCCGAUCAUCUGGCUUCAAGUUCAGGGACUUUAACUUCGAUGGACGUCGGCCACACCCUAAUGUCGCUCCGGAUCCACAAAUGUACUCGCAUGCGCCCCCACCACCUCCACCACGAGCAGUUCCUCGCCAUCGGUACAACAUAGAUCCGUACGCGGACGACCCACGACGAGCCAGCUAUGGCGGUGGGAGCCGGCCUGGCAGUGGAAGCAGUUCGGAGCGGCCGCGUGCAUACAGCAACGCGGCAUACACAACUCGUGGGCCUCGCUACCCCAGUCCCCAUCGCGGGAGUGGGAAGCGUUAUGCCCCAAUGAAACAUGCCGAGGAUCUGGGGUACACCCACUCACGGAGGGGGCCCCCAAUUUAUGAUUAA